AUGGUGGAAACAGCUUUCCAAUCCGAGGCACAAUGGCUGUCUCAAAUGGCCGCCAUGAGAGAGGCCAUCGCGGAGUUGAAGUUGCCUCCGUUCAACGAUGCCUCGCAGCUGUACGGAGCCGACCUUGACCUGGACCAAGAGUUGAGCGACGACAUCGAUGAUGAUAUUUGGGAUGUCGAAAGCUCACUGGCCGAAAGUCCUCCCAGCGACAUCUUUGAUGAGACCGCCAAUGGGUUCAAAAUCCCGGAUGCUGUUGACGGCGUCUUUGACAGUUCCUGGCUGCGGAGCAGAUGUGAUGCCUUUGCACGCGCAAGGUCUGGCCUUGAUGCUUCUGAUCUCGAACAGCAAAUCAUAGCUCUCCUCGCUUCAGACAGCUCCGACGACGAGUUGCAAAUGUCACUCGCCGAGAUUGUUGGCUACGAUGCUCUCGACUUUGUCAUCGAGCUCAUCUCACAUCGCAGAGCCAUCUUGACUGCACCCACUUCUUCCACCCGUCAAACAGAUGGACUCUUUGGACAGCUGGAGACUCGUCAACAACGGGAAGCCUCCCUGAGACGUCAAGAUCAUGAGCAUAAACAUACUUCUCUUGCUCCUGCUUACGACCGCAGUGAACGAAAAUACCCCCACGUCUACAAGUCUGACACAGCCGCUUCUGGAAACAUGCUCGAUGUCUCUGGGAAGCGAUACGGCUUACCCAUGGGCAGCACCAGGAACGAUUACCCCAAGUAUGAGGAAUUCAGUAUACCUGCCUCAAAGGUUGGUUCGCUGGCUGCAGGCCAGAAACUAGUGAACAUUGCCGAAAUGGACGCGCUUUGUCAACGUACGUUCAAGGGAUACAAGAGUCUCAACCGCAUGCAGAGCCUGCUGUAUCAAGUUGCAUACACAACCUCGGAAAACAUGUUGAUCUGCGCCCCAACGGGCGCCGGUAAGACAGAUGCUGCCAUGCUCACAAUCUUGCAGGCAAUCUCUAAGAAUGUCGUCCCAAAUCCUCUUGAAGAGCCCACUGCCACUGACUUCACCGUCAUGGCUGAUGAUUUCAAAAUUGUAUAUGUCGCCCCGAUGAAAGCUCUUGCAGCCGAGGUGACGGAAAAGUUGGGGAAACGUUUGGCAUGGCUGGGGAUCCAAGUACGAGAGUUGACAGGCGAUAUGCAACUCACUAAGCGCGAGAUUGCUGCCACCCAGAUCAUUGUUACUACGCCCGAGAAGUGGGAUGUUGUCACUCGAAAGAGUACGGGCGACACGGAACUUGUACAGAAGGUCCGACUUCUCAUUAUCGAUGAAGUACAUAUGCUCCACGACGAUCGGGGUGCUGUCAUUGAGUCACUGGUGGCCCGGACCGAAAGACAGGUCGAAAGCACCCAGUCGAUGAUUAGGAUUGUCGGUCUGUCCGCCACCCUCCCAAACUAUGUCGAUGUUGCAAAGUUUCUCAAGGUCAACCUCAAUGCCGGGCUGUUCUACUUCGACGCCUCUUUUCGACCUGUUCCACUCGAGCAACAUUUCAUCGGUGUCAAAGGCAAAGUUGGAAGUAAAACUCAAAGAGAGAACCUUGACCAUGUGACUUUCGAAAAGAUUAAAGAAGUCUUGAAACAAGACAAGCAGAUCAUGGUCUUCGUCCACUCGAGAAAAGAUACUGUCUUGACUGCUCGAACACUGUACAGCAUGGCGGUCGAUGAUGGGUGUGUGGAGCUCUUCGUCCCCAGUCCGGACAGUCCGGCGUAUUCGAAAGCCAUGACAGACUUGAAGAUGACACGCGGCCGUGAGCUUCGUGACAUCGUACCCAAAGGGUUUGGUUGCCACAAUGCCGGCAUGGCACGUACUGAUAGGAAUUUCGUGGAAAGAAUCUUCUCCGAUGGUGCUAUUAGAGUCCUCUGCUGCACUGCAACUCUGGCAUGGGGCGUCAACCUUCCUGCUGCGGCAGUCAUCAUCAAAGGAACCCAGAUUUAUAGUGCUGAAGCUGGGAAGUUUGUUGAUCUGGGCAUUCUGGACGUGCUGCAGAUUUUCGGUCGAGCAGGUCGGCCUCAGUUCCAGGACAGCGGUAUUGGCUACAUCUGCACUACCCAGGACAAGUUGCAGCAUUACUUGUCCGCGGUCACCCAGCAAAGGCCUAUAGAGUCGAGGUUUUCCCAAAAGUUGGUCGACAAUCUCAACGCCGAAAUCAGUCUGGGAACAGUAACAUCGGUGCAAGAAGGCGUCACCUGGUUGGGCUACUCGUAUCUCUUUGUUCGCAUGAGACAAAAACCCGAGGCCUACGGGAUCGACUGGAAUGAGUAUCAAGACGACCCUCAGCUUUUUCAACGUCGACGCAAACUCAUUGUCGACGCCGCUAGAAUUCUGCAUCGAAGUCAGAUGAUCAUUUUUAACGAACGCACCGAUGAACUUAGGGCUAAAGACGUGGGCCGAAUCGCCAGUCAAUUCUACGUGCUUCAAAACAGCAUUGAGAUCUUCAAUACCAUGAUGCGACCGCAUGCGAGUGAGGCGGACGUGUUGAAGAUGAUCAGCAUGAGUGGCGAGUUUGACAAUAUCCAGUCCAGAGAGAACGAAGCCCAGGAACUACAUCGGUUGCGUCAAGAAGCUGUGGCGUGCGAGGUUGAGGAGAGAAGAGAUACGCCGCAGAGCUCAAAGGACGAGAAAGAGAAGAGAGUGAUCGAGAAUCAUGCUAAAACCAAUAUCCUGCUCCAGUCACAUAUCUCUAGAGCGAAGCUCGAGGAUUUCGCUCUGGCCUCAGAUUUGGCAUAUGUCGCGCAGAAUUCUGCCAGGAUAUGUCGCGCCUUGUUCAUGAUUGCUCUCAACCGCGGCUGGGGCUACCAAUGUCAGGUGCUGCUCUCAAUGUGUAAAGCUAUCGAGAAGCAGAUUUGGCCUUUCCAACACCCCUUCCAUCAAUUCGAUUUGCCUCUUUCAGUGCUCAAGAACUUGGACGAGAAAGCACCGUCCUCCAACAUUGAAUCUCUACGAGAGAUGGAGCCCGCAGAGAUUGGCAACCUUGUCCACAACCAUAAGAUGGGCAACACCAUAUCAAAGCUGCUCGAUAACUUCCCGACCCUGUCUGUCGAGGCUGAAAUAGCCCCGCUCAACAGGGACGUGCUCCGAAUGAGGCUGUACCUCUACCCAGAGUUUGUCUGGAAUGAUCGUCAUCAUGGCACCUCCGAAUCGUACUGGGUUUGGGUCGAAAACUCGGAGACUGCAGAAAUCUAUCAUCAUGAGUACUUCAUCCUCAGUCGCAGGAAGAUGCACGACGACCACGAGCUCAACUUUACAAUACCUCUGGCCGACCCACUACCCUCACAGAUCUAUGUUCGAGUCAUAUCCGACCGAUGGCUAGGUGCAGAAACCGUCCAACCGGUCUCCUUUCAACAUCUUAUUCGUCCAGACACGGAGAGCGUCUACACUGACUUGCUCGACUUGCAGCCACUUCCUAUCACUGCCCUGAAGAACCCUCAGCUUGAGGAACUGUAUGGCCAACGUUUCCAGUUCUUCAACCCGAUGCAGACCCAGAUCUUCCACACCCUCUAUAACACUUCAAAUAAUGUGCUCUUAGGCUCCCCUACAGGCUCAGGCAAGACUGUGGCCGCCGAGCUUGCAAUGUGGUGGGCAUUCCGUGAAAACCCUGGAAGCAAAGUGGUCUAUAUUGCCCCUAUGAAAGCCUUGGUCCGCGAGAGAGUCCAAGACUGGCGCAAGCGACUGGCGCUACCGUUGGGCCUGAAGCUCGUUGAGCUGACUGGUGAUAAUACUCCAGAUACUAGGACCAUCCGGGAUGCUGAUAUCAUCAUCACCACCCCGGAAAAGUGGGAUGGCAUUUCCCGAUCGUGGCAAACCAGAUCCUACGUUCGACAGGUUUCACUGGUGAUUAUUGAUGAAAUCCACCUUCUGGGUGGCGACCGUGGACCAAUUCUCGAAAUCAUCGUCUCUCGAAUGAAUUAUAUUGCAACCCAAGCAGAGACUGGCUCCAUCCGGCUGGUUGGAAUGUCCACCGCGUGCGCCAAUGCCACUGACUUGGCCAACUGGUUGGGGGUGAAGCCAGGAAACAACCAGGGUCUCUUCAAUUUCCGUCACAGUGUUCGCCCGGUCCCGUUGGAAAUAUAUAUUGAUGGUUUCCCAGAACAGCGGGGUUUCUGUCCUCUGAUGCAGAGCAUGAAUCGACCGACAUAUCUGGCCAUCAAGAACCACAGUCCAGACAAGCCUGUCAUUGUCUUUGUGGCGUCCAGAAGACAGACACGUUUGACCGCCAAAGAUUUAAUCAACUAUUGUGGGAUGGAGGAAGAUCCGCGGAGGUUCUUGCAUUUCGAUUCGGAGGAUGACUUCCAACAUACGCUCGCCGCGGUCAAAGAUGCGGCUCUCAAAGAAGCAUUGAGCUUUGGCAUAGGUCUGCAUCAUGCCGGGUUAGUUGAAUCUGACCGGACAUUGGCCGAACAAUUAUUUGCGGCGAACAAAAUUCAGAUACUUGUUGCUACCUCGACGCUGGCUUGGGGAGUUAAUCUUCCCGCUCAUCUCGUCGUUGUCAAGGGCACCCAAUACUUUGAUGCAAAGAUUGAGGGUUACAAGGACAUGGAUCUCACUGAUGUGCUCCAAAUGCUCGGACGAGCCGGUAGGCCACAGUUCGACACGUCAGGUAUUGCUCGUAUAUUCACGCAAGAUUCCAAGAAGGCAUUCUACAAACACUUCCUGCAUACAGGUUUCCCGGUGGAAAGUUCUCUUCACAAAGUCCUGGACAACCAUCUGGGAGCCGAGGUGUCUGCCGGCGUCAUCACCACCAAACAAGACGCUCUGGACUAUUUGACUUGGACAUUCUUCUUCCGCCGUCUUCAUAAGAAUCCAACCUACUACGGUCUGGAGAUCUCGGAGGAGGAGCACAAAGAUAAUCAGACGCUAGCGAGACAGCAAGCUGCAGAUUACAUGGUUUCCAUGGUCGACAAGUCGCUGGAUGACCUUGCUGAGAGUGAUUGUGUUCUUGUCCACAGCAACGGCGACGUUGAUAGCACGCCGUUUGGCAAAAUCAUGUCCUACUACUAUCUCAGCCAUUUGACGAUUCGCACAUUCUUGUCUAGGGCUCGCAAAGUCCCGAGCACCACCUUUGCGGACGCACUGGCAUGGAUCAGCCUUGCUACCGAGUUCGACGACCUCCCCGUUCGACACAAUGAAGACCUCAUCAACGCCGAAUUGGCGAAGAACCUUCCCCUCGACACCCUCGGUCUGCUGGACGGCUUACCUAUGUGGGACCCUCAUGUCAAAGCCUUCCUUCUCAUCCAAGCGUUCAUGUCUCGAGUUGAACUCCCCAUCAGCGACUACGUUGGCGACCAGAUCUCUGUCUUGGACCAAGGCAUCCGUAUCAUUCAAGCCGGCAUCGAUGUCAUGACAGAACUCAACAAGUUCGAUGCUGUCGUCCAGAUGAUACGGUUGCUUCAAUGCAUCAAAAGCGCCCGUUGGCCCGAAGAUUACCCUCUCAGCAUCCUACCAGGCGUUUCUGAAAUCUUGGACCCCAAGCUUGACGGGAAAGUGCCCAAAGACCUCAACACCACGGCAGUACUGGCCAGUAGACAUGGGACAAAGACAAUUGAGGGGCUGAUGAAUACAUUGGGAAUCAGAAUUCCAAAUGUCCGCGCGCAGUUCGGCAAAGCUGCUAAUGCACUGCCUGAUAUCACUUUGACUUCCAACGGGAAUACGGAGCUCUUACAGUUGACGAUGAAGCGUGGUAACCGACUUCUCGACGCCGAGGCCAGGAUUUACGCGCCUAAGUUCCCCAAGCCGCAGACGGAGGGGUAUCUUGCUCUUGUUCUUCCUACCGGGCGACAGGGUGAUAUCCUAGCGUUGAAGAGGGCGAACUGGGCGACAAUGAAGAACAAACAAGGGGCUCGUCAGAACAGGGCUGUGGAGGUUAGCAACAUCAAGCUGAAGAUUCCAGUCUCAGAAGCUGCAACUUAUGAUGGAAGGUCAAGCACAAUCGGGGGAGAGGUCGAGGUGAAUAUUGUCGUCAUGAGUGACGCCUAUCCUGGGAUGGAAUGGCGAUUGGACAGGGUCAAGGUGCCGAUUGCGAAGCCUGAAAGCGUGGAGACGGUUGAGGUAGGAGUAGAUGAGAGUCUGCAGAAGAAGAACCAGCAGCAGCAAGGAUGA
Molecule: messenger RNA, 6105 nt
Organism: Capronia epimyces CBS 606.96
Lineage: Eukaryota; Fungi; Ascomycota; Eurotiomycetes; Chaetothyriales; Herpotrichiellaceae
Exons: 1
Coding region: 1-6105 (2034 amino acids)
Molecular function (GO): ATP binding; ATP hydrolysis activity; nucleic acid binding
Source: RefSeq, a predicted model, not a curated record